AUGAGCUUCACUGUGCCCAGACAGCUGUGUAAUGCGGGUGGUACGCUUCAUGGCGGCGCCGUGGCUUUAAUCUUUGACAUUACCACGUCAAUGGCCAUUACACCGUGCAGCCGCGAAGGAUUCUGGGAUAGUGGGCAUGUCUCACGCAACCGUAAGUGCAACCCGACGAAUACCAUCGACCUUGUGAUAUCCAGAGGCCUGGAGAACAAAACUUAG
Messenger RNA from Alternaria atra, 216 nucleotides. RefSeq lists its product as uncharacterized. Bases 1 to 216 code for a protein of 71 amino acids. The record is from RefSeq and is a predicted model, not a curated record. NCBI's taxonomy places the organism in Eukaryota, Fungi, Ascomycota, Dothideomycetes, Pleosporales, Pleosporaceae. The transcript has 2 exons.